Molecule: messenger RNA, 393 nt
Organism: Gordionus sp. m RMFG-2023
Lineage: Eukaryota; Metazoa; Nematomorpha; Gordioida; Chordodea; Parachordodidae
Product: histone H4
Exons: 1
Coding region: 24-335 (103 amino acids)
Biological process (GO): nucleosome assembly
Cellular component (GO): nucleosome
Molecular function (GO): protein heterodimerization activity; structural constituent of chromatin; DNA binding
Source: RefSeq, a predicted model, not a curated record
UUAAAAAUAUUAUAUAAAAUAAAAUGACUGGUAGAGGCAAAGGUGGAAAAGGCUUAGGAAAGGGAGGAGCUAAACGUCAUAGAAAAGUUCUUAGAGAUAAUAUCCAGGGAAUAACCAAACCAGCUAUCCGAAGACUGGCUAGACGAGGUGGUGUCAAACGAAUUUCCGGGCUCAUUUACGAAGAAACUCGCGGCGUGCUAAAAGUUUUCCUAGAAAAUGUUAUCAGAGACGCUGUUACUUACACUGAACACGCGAAGAGGAAGACGGUCACCGCCAUGGACGUUGUUUACGCCUUGAAAAGACAAGGACGAACCCUUUAUGGUUUCGGCGGAUAAGAAUAAAUCUUGCUCCCAAUGCAAAUAAUACCCAACAGCCCUUUUUAGGGCUACCAAU